This is a messenger RNA of Acytostelium subglobosum LB1, 1479 nucleotides long. RefSeq lists its product as hypothetical. NCBI's taxonomy places the organism in Eukaryota, Evosea, Eumycetozoa, Acytosteliales, Acytosteliaceae. Bases 1 to 1479 code for a protein of 492 amino acids. The record is from RefSeq and is a predicted model, not a curated record. Gene Ontology annotation, molecular function: protein binding. The transcript has a single exon.
AUGCCUACAACAUCAUCCAUCAAUCAUAAUAUACCUAUAACCUACAAUACUAUCAAUCCCAAUACGUUGGCCAGUGUCACAGAGUAUACAGAGAAUCUUAGACACUCACAUUGGGACAAACCAAACUUUGAGAAUAAUUAUGAAGAGCCAACGUCAAACUAUGAGGAGAAGCGAGUGACUCGUCCAUUGUCAGCUUCCGCUCCCGUAUUUACCAAGUCCAAGAGGAAGAGAUUGGUCCGGUUCUUCACACUGAGUCGCGAGAUGAUCCGUAUCAAGCUGAACCUGAAGCGAGAGUCCUACAUUGCCAUAAUGCCCACAGAGAUCCUAGUCAACAUUGUUGGUUUCCUCGACCACACCGACAUCUGGAACGUCAUGCUGGUGUGCCGCGAGUGGAUGGCCGUGGCCCAAGACGAGUUCCUCUGGAAACUGGCCUACCAGAACUACUUUGUCCACAUGAUAAACCGGGAGAACUUUGCCUCGCAGCGCAAGGCCGCCAAUCUCGACCUCCACUGGCGAGAGAUAUUCAUGCGCGAGUAUACCAAGGAGAUGAAGUGGAGCAGUGACAUAUACAAGGAAGCCUACCUCUACGGCCACACAGGAAACGUCUGGUCGCUGGCCUUUGAUGACCAGAGUGGCAAUGUGUUCUCUGGCAGCUUCGACAAGACCGUCAAGAUGUGGGACAUCAAGAAGAGGAAGUGUAUUUACACCUUUGUCGGCCACACAUACCCCGUGCAGAGCUUGGACGUCCAGGACGACCAUAUGGUCACCGGCUCACUAGACAACAGUCUCCGUCUGUGGGACCUCAAGAAGAAGUGCUGCAAGAGCAUCCUGUCAAAGAAGGCGCAUCACUUUGACGUGUACUGUCUCCAGAUGCUAGACGACUCCAAGCUGGUGUCUGGAUCGUCCGACUCGACUAUCAAGCUAUGGAACCUGCAAGACGAGAUGCAAUCCGAUGACACCCUCCAAGACCGCCAGGACCGCGGCGAGCAGCAGGUCAACAUGACACCCAUGCACACGUUCAAACACGAAUCCUGCGUCACCUGUCUACAGGUGCGAGGCAAUGUGAUGAUGAGCGGUGGCUCGGACAAGGUGGUUCGCGCAUGGGACCUCAACGAGAUGAAACAGACCAACGUGCUCAGUGGCCACCACGAGGGAAUCAAGUGCCUGCAGUUCGAGGACAACGUCGUGGUGACGGGCGCCAACGACUCCACCGUGCGUCUAUGGGACCUUCGCUCCAACUCCAAGAAUGGCGCGUUCACAACACUUCGCGUCAAUGGCUCCGUUCGCAGUCUACAAUGGGAGGGCACGAGCCUCAUCACCGGAUCAACAGACCAAACCGUUCGCUGGUGGAACCUGAACACCAACUCCACGAUCGACCUAUUCGAAGCCGAGUCCAGUAUCUCCUGUCUGCGAUUCAAAGACAACCUAUUGCUGUGUGGACUAGGUGACUCCAAGAUCCAAAUGACCAAGUUUGUCUGA